CCAACAUCCAUUGCCAUUACGAUCCACGACUAUUGCCCAUCAAAUCCAUCAGUUCUGCGGGUUCAGUCCAUCUUUUACGCAGACCCAUUGUACAGCCCCCGAAUUUUCCUAUCAACUUCACAUUCGCUCAUAACUCUCCCUCUCUCUCAACUUCGUCGCCCAACAUCAAUAUUCUCUGCGUUUCCCUGUCCGCUAACCAGGAUCAGAUUACGAUUUCUCUUUUUUUCCUCUUUCCCUUUACUUGCCAAGGAUCUUUUCUUUUCUCUUUUUCCUUUCUUUCCUUGAUUGUUGGCCAUGGCAGAGCAUAAUAACUCGGACGAUGCUGAUGCCGCGUUUCUCAACGCGCUCAAAGCCGAGCAGGAGAUGGCUGAAGCCGGGCAGAAAGCCAGCGAGCUCGGAGGGGAAUCUGAGCUGAUUGGCAAUGAGCCAGAAGAGGGAGCAGAAAAAGAAGCUACAUUUAGGGAACUAUCUGAUCAAGUUGAAAAAGACAAUCAUUUACAAAUUAACGAGUCGAAAGACACUUCGACUGCUGCUUCUGGUGCUACAUCCCUCCUCCCAGGUGUUGCUGUUGCCAGUCCUGACGGUGGCCCCUCGAGCGUCAACGGCUCGGCAAUGGGUGAUCCUGCCGCCCAACCCCUCCUGAAUGCAAACAUGGGUGCUGGCCCAAGCACGCAAGAGUCGUCCGCAAUUUCCUCCCCUUCUGUUACACCCGUUGGUGCGCUUGUUCCUGAUGAGAAUAAUAAUGAUUCUGCUCCGCACACACUAUCUGUUACCACUCCCACUGCUGGUUCUAAUAAUAAUGAUUCCCUUCCUGUGUCGUCUACUACUCCUGUCAAUGCCCCUUCUACUGCUGUACCUGUUCAAAGCCCGGUUCAAAAGGGGAAUGCGAACGUUGCCAAUAAGAGGAAGAGGCUCCCACAGGACAUUGUAGGACAGCUUGAGGAUAGGAUUGCAGAGGAUCCUAGAGGAGACAUUGACGCCUGGUUGGCUUUAAUUGAAGAACAUAGGAAAAAGGGCAAAUUUGACGAUGUUAGAGCCGUUUAUGAGAGGUUCUUUGUAGUAUUUCCAGCUGCGGCCGACCAAUGGAUCUCUUACGUCAAGAUGGAACUAGCGAACAACGAGUUGCAACAUGUUGAGCGCAUUUUCCAGAGAUCUUUGUUUAAUGUCCCCAAUGUUGAACUUUGGUCCAUGUACUUGGAUUAUAUCCGCCGCCGGAAUAAUCUGACCACAGACACCGGAGGGAAAGCUCGCGCGGUUGUUAACCAAUCCUAUGAAUUUGUAUUGAACAAUGUCGGAUGUGACAGGGAGGCCGGGAGGAUUUGGACUGAAUACAUACAGUUUGUGAAGAGUGCACCCGGAAAUGUAGGUGGCAGUGGCUGGCAAGACCAACAGAAGAUGGACUCCUUGCGAAAGGUAUAUCAGAAGGCCGUCACCAUGCCCGUUCAAGGCGUUGAGCAGUUGUGGAGGGAGUAUGACCAGUUCGAACAAGGUUUGAACAAGCUGACGGCGAGAAAAUUUCUUCAAGAACGGUCCCCAAUGUUUAUGACUGCCAGAGGUUGUCUUAUCGAGCUAUCCAACAUCACCAAGGGUCUUAGGCGUGAUACAUUGUCGCGUUUGCCGCCUGCGCCGGGAUAUGAAGGUUACGAGGAUUACACCAGGCAGGUUGAGCUAUGGAAGAAGUGGAUCCAGUGGGAAAAGGGCGAUCCCCUCGUUCUUGCCAAAGAGGAUCCCGCAAGUUUGAGUACAAGGAUUAUAUAUGUCUUUAAACAAGCUCUUAUGGCUUUGAGGUUUUGGCCAGAAAUCUGGUUCGAUGCAGCAGAGUGGUGCUUCGCAAAUGGAAUGGAUGACCAAGGAGUAGAUUUCCUCAAUCAGGGAAUGGUUGCAAACCCAGAGAGUUGUCUUUUACAUUUCAAGUACGCUGAGAGAUUGGAAGCAACCACCAUCAUUGAAGGUGGGGAGGAGGCGCUUAUACGAAAGGGCCAACUGGUUAGAAAACCUUACGAUGAUUUACUCAACAUGCUAUACGAGCAGGUUCAGAAAAUUCAGCGAAAGGAGAAGGAAGAGCUUGCCCGAAUUGAAGACGCCUUCGAACUAACCAACCCUCGUAAUGCGGAGGAUGACGACGAAGACGAUGACCCUACUACGGCUGCGACUAGGGCGGCCAAGGAUGCCCAAGUUGCGACAUUGAGGGAGGGUACAAAGGCGCAGCUUCAGGUAAUGACAAAGACUAUUUCGGCUGUAUGGAUCAACUUGAUGCGUGCGAUGCGACGUGUUCAAGGCCAUGGCAAAGUGAAUGAGGCACUAGGUGGAAGUCGUCAGAUAUUUGCGGACGCAAGGAGGAGGGGCAAGAUCAAUAGCGAUGUGUAUGUAGCAAGUGCACUGAUUGAAUACCACUGCUACAAAGAUCCUGCUGCUCUGAAAAUCUUUGAGAGGGGGAUGAGGCUUUUUCCCGAAGAUGAGAAUUUUGCGUUGGAGUACUUGAAGCACUUGGUCGCUAUUAACGAUAUUACUAAUGCAAGAGCUGUGUUUGAGACUUUUGUCGGCAGAGUGACAGCUGAAAAGGCUCGAAAGGUGUACGAAUUCUUUUACGACUACGAAGCUCACUACGGGGAGCUUGGCCAGGUUUAUAAGAUGGAGAAACGCAUGAGUGAACUCUAUCCUACUGAUCCAUACAUUUCUCGAUUCUCGAGCAGAUAUGCCUAUAGAGCCGUUGAUCCCUGCUCGUUCCUUGCCGUUGUCUCCCCAGCACAACAAUGCAAACCUAAAUCGCAAGCCAUAUCUCCGCCGGUACCUGACCACCUUCCCCGAGACGGCCGCGAUUACCGGGACCACCCUCAGCCUCCUCCGACUGCGCCAGCCAACGGCCGAACGGUUUCACCAAAGCGUCCCGCGAAUGAGGAACUCUCAGACUCUUCUGAGCACCAAAGGCCCAGAAAGCUCCAUCGACCCGACUCUCCAUUGAAGGGUGCCGCAGGCCGAAGGCUAGAUCAGCAGAAACGGUAUCAGCAGAAUCAAAGGCAGCCUCAACAGCAUCAACCCCUGCCGAUGCAAAUGCAUCAACCGCCUGCCCCAACCCAACUCCCCGAUCUUAUUAUGUAUCUCUUGAGUAUUCUACCAGGCGCAGACAAGUACCAAGCAGCAAGAUUUAGACCAGAAGCCAUGGUUGGGCUUCUGGGAAAUAUUAAUUUGCCUAGGGAUGUGCAGGCGAAUAAUCGUGAGUCUGCCAGUAUUCAUCGUUCCGUCCCGCAGGGUCCGAGACGACAGUAUUAA
Molecule: messenger RNA, 3270 nt
Organism: Tuber melanosporum (Perigord truffle)
Lineage: Eukaryota; Fungi; Ascomycota; Pezizomycetes; Pezizales; Tuberaceae
Exons: 7
Coding region: 295-3270 (991 amino acids)
Biological process (GO): mRNA 3'-end processing
Cellular component (GO): nucleus
Molecular function (GO): protein binding; mRNA binding
Source: RefSeq, a predicted model, not a curated record